AUGACUUACCCUCUAACAUUAAUUUACAAUAAAGCACUGUCUGAAGGCUCAACACCUCUAGCCUGGAAGCAGUCACAUAUUACACCGUUGUUUAAAAAAGGAAGUCGUCUUGAUGCCGCUAAUUACAGACCAGUGUCUAUCACUUCAGUUCCAUGUGAAGUAAUGGAAAAGAUUAUCAAGGAACAGAUAACUAAAUAUCUUGAAAAAACGAGCUGCAUCUCAAAUAAUCAACAUGGAUUUAUGUCCAAAAAGGGAUGCACGUCUAACUUAUUGGAAAGUAUCGACUACAUUACAAAAGCGUUAAGCAAAAGAAAUUUUGUCGAUAUUGCAUUUUUGGACUUUGCAAAAUCGUUUGAUAAAGUUUCUCAUCGUAGACUAAUACAUAAAUUGAAAGCAUAUGGGAUCAAUGGUAAUGUUGGCAAAUGGAUUGAGUCAUUUUUGACUAGCAGAAAACAACGAACAGUUUUAGAAAUAAAACCUGAGUUUCACGAUGCUGAUUGUCUGAUUCUUCAAAAUGAUUUAAACAUUAUCUCAGAGUGGUCAAAAGAAUGGCCUAUGGAAUUAAAUGUUGCAAAGUGUAAAGUUGUGCACUUUGGUCACGGAAAUAUAAAUCAUGAAUAUGUAAUGAAUGAUGGUAAUACAUUUCUUAUUAUAGCGGCAACGGAUGUUGAAAGAGACCUGGGUAUCUUUUUAUCUAACGACCUAAAAUGGAAUCAACACAUAGAGGUUGCGACACGUAGAGCAAAUAUGAUACUUGGCCUACUAAAAAAAACAUUUAGAUCAAGAGAUAUUAAGCUUUGGGGUAAACUAUAUACUACAUAUGUUAGGCCGCACCUGGAAUUUGCUGUUCCGGUAUGGUGUCGGCGUCUCAAUUUUACUUCUUUGGAAACUCGCAGGCGACGCGGCGACUUGAUCCAACAGUUUAAACUUGAAAACGGUUUUGAGAUUAUUAAUUGGCAUAAUCGCAGAACACCAUCCAACGUACUAACGCGUGAUUCCACUUACAAUAAUGCUCGACAUAAUUUCUUCAGAAUUCGUAUUGUGAAUGAUUGGAAUUAUUUACCGUUGUCAUGCAAAAAGACUCCGUCAAUUAACCCAUUCAAAAGUAGAAUUGACAAGUAUUUUUUUCCUACAGCUGCAAACAGCGCAUCUUUUACUGAAGAUGAGCUGCACGUUUAA
Hydra vulgaris (swiftwater hydra) is the source of this 1179-nucleotide messenger RNA. NCBI's taxonomy places the organism in Eukaryota, Metazoa, Cnidaria, Hydrozoa, Anthoathecata, Hydridae. The record is from RefSeq and is a predicted model, not a curated record.